Ustilago hordei is the source of this 2130-nucleotide messenger RNA. RefSeq lists its product as uncharacterized. The transcript has a single exon. NCBI's taxonomy places the organism in Eukaryota, Fungi, Basidiomycota, Ustilaginomycetes, Ustilaginales, Ustilaginaceae. The record is from RefSeq and is a predicted model, not a curated record. Gene Ontology annotation, cellular component: cyclin-dependent protein kinase holoenzyme complex; nucleus. Gene Ontology annotation, molecular function: protein kinase binding; cyclin-dependent protein serine/threonine kinase regulator activity. Gene Ontology annotation, biological process: regulation of cyclin-dependent protein serine/threonine kinase activity. The coding region runs from base 1 to 2130 and encodes 709 amino acids.
AUGCUCUCAAACAGCCCAGAUCACCCUUCUGCUGCCUCACCACCGCAGUCCUCCUCCGUGAGCUCUUGCUAUACCUCCUCAUCGUCACAAGCUUCCUUUCGAGCCCGCCCCACCUUGUCCGACCCUUCAUCCAGCUCCACCAGUCCCGCGAGCGCCUACGAUCGAGCACCCGAGCACACACAAGGGUCCGCCUUGACCAAGCGACCCUCCCACUCUAUUUUGCUUUCCGGCAAUACACCUUCGAGUGCUAUUCAUACCCACGUAGACGGUCGAUUGUACGAGCCAUUUACUAGCUCUUAUCAGCCAAUCUCAUCCGCAUCCGCAUCGCAGAGUGCACAACGAAACAGUUCUGCGUACUUGACCGCGAUGGAGCCGCCUUCGAGCACCGCCUACGGCACAGCCGACUCUCGUCAUGCUGGGCCGUCGAGCAACAUCAUUUCCGACUACCCUUCAUACAGCUCAAGAAACUUUCAGUCCGCUGAAAGCCCGGACAACAGUCGUGGUCCCGCACCCAAAACUCGCCGCACCAGCCCUGGUGGGUCCCGUGCUUCCGGCAACCUCGAUCCGUCGUAUACCUCCGCACAGUACAAUAAUAACGCCAGCUCGCAUUCUUUCUCCCACAGCUCUAGAUCUCCCCGACAGAGCACCUGCAUGCAUCCAACGACACACACGUCGACGAGUCCUUCAACGACGCACAAGGCAGGAUCGCAUCAGUCAACUGGAGGAUGGCCUGCUGCGGGCGCUUCUAGCCAGACAGGAAUCGUCAGACCCGAAGAUCGUUCUACGGGUUUCAGCAGUCAGUGGCAUGGCUCUGAUGCGAUGCCACAGUAUAGCACACAGGAAUCUACGUCAGCAAUGCCCUCGCCACGGACGCGGACAGAGGAAGGUCAUGCUACUUCAGCGGGUCCGGCAUCCAUCUCCGGCACACGAGCCUCUGCUCUAGCGUCUCCUCAGGUCUCCUCCAGCUCCUUGACCGAGCGUAACGAUAGGGCAAACAGAAGCAAGCCGCCACCGCUGCCCAAGAUGAAUCUUGCCACCUUUGCGUCCCAGGAGCUGCUCAAAAUCCUUGCAACAUUGCUGCACGAGAUCGCCACGGCUAACGACGAGUUUCAACCGGACGGCAGCAAGGACGACUUGUCCCGAAGCAAGAGAGCUGCGCGCAGUCGAGAUCGCCCAACACCAGCUACACCUGCAGACGGUGGCCAAGCAGUUGAUGCGUUGUCCAUGCACAACUGUGCAGCUCCUCCCGGCUCGCAUCUCUCGUUCAGCGACGCUCGACGCCCAUCGGUGACCACGGCAGCUUUGGGAGCGCUUGCGACUCCCUCGAGCACCUUGUGCUUCCAUGCUCGCAACGUACCAAGCAUCAGCAUCGAGUCGUACUUGCUACGAAUCCUCAAAUACUGCCCCGCCACCAAUGAGGUAUUUUUGAGCCUGCUCGUAUACUUUGAUCGCAUGAGCAGGAUGGGAACAGGCGCCAAGUUUGGUGCCAACGGUGACGGUGAGGUCGCAGGCGAGGCAGCCGGCCUUCCUCGUGCCGUCGAACGUGCUACAGGUCAAUCCGAUUUGGGCAUCGAUGCUUCAGCAAGGCAGUCCGACGGCAGCGCAUCAUCCAUGUCUACGAGGGAAGCACAGCCGUACACCCAUCCUGGUAUCCGCGGCUUUGCCAUUGAUAGCUACAAUGUGCAUCGUUUAAUGAUCGCCGGAGUGACGGUGGCGAGCAAGUUCUUCAGCGAUGUCUUUUAUACUAACAGCCGUUACGCCAAAGUGGGUGGUCUACCGCCGCAUGAACUGAACCAGCUCGAGCUGCAAUUCUUGCUCCUCAACGAUUUCCGCCUCACCAUCCCGCUUGAAGAGAUGCAACGAUACGCGGAUCAAUUGCUGAUGUAUGCGAGCGGAAGACAGGAUAUGGUCAAGAUGACCAAGGAAAUCAACGCUUGCCCUCCUGUCGCCGAGCGUGCUGCAGCAAGUAACAACAAGGACGAAGCAACAGGGACAGCAAAGUCAAAAAGCGCUUCAGACGCAACAGCAAUGCACAGCACGACCGAGAACAGAUCAACACACGGUGCAGUCGCUAGCCAGACCGUAGUUGAUAGUCAAGACGACGUGCAGAUGUCGGAUGCUCAGAGAUAA